AUGGGGUAUAUAAUCCUCCCCUAUGACCCUGCUUCGUACCUCCAAGUCUUCAUGCUCUCGUUCAAUACUUCAGACUACUGGGUUGUCAUUAUUGUGCUCGUCUCAUGUAGAAUUUUGUUCCGUGAUAGAAGGGUAAGCAUGCUUAUGGAACAUAAUUUACGGUCGAUCAAGACUUACUCACUCUACCAAUACGCACAGCUUGAUCACAUACCCACUAUCGGAUACUCGACCCCAUUUCUUUCAUUCAUAUCUGCGGUAAAGUUUUUCUUGUCUGGUCGAGAAAUUGUGGAAGAGGGAUAUCGCAAGGCACGGCAGUAUCCAGGGGGUGUAUGGAAGCUUCCUAUGUUCGACGAAUGGCUCGUUGUCGCCAACGGACGUGAGCGGGUAGAAGAUAUCCGCAAAGCUAACGAAAGUCAACUUUCGGGUGUUCGGAGCAACCCUGUCUUUUACCAAUGGGACCAUACAUUGGGCGUAGAUGUUUCUGACAACCCGUACCACAUCAACAUCGUCCGUGGACCUCUCACCAGGAAUCUAGCAAACCAAUUCAAUGAUAUCCAUGACGAAAUGGUUUUGGCCCUGAAUGAUAUGAUACCCUGCAAAGCCGACGAAUGGACGAGCGUGCCUGUCUUUGAGGGCCUUGUUGAAGUCAUCUCAAGGAUCACGACUAGAGCUUUUCUCGGCAUCGAUUUAUGCCGGAAUAAUGAAUUUAGAAAGCUGUGCAUACAAUCGACGAUGGAGCUGGUCAAAGGUCGGUUCCUGCAUCUCUUCCCUGUGUUUCUCAGGCCUACUGUCGGCAGAUUCGUCACCAACGUGGACGCUGUGCUUUCAGGUAUAGAGAAACACCUUGCACCUAUCAUUGCAUACCGUCUAGAACAGGAUCGAGUACAUGGUGGCGAAUGGGCUGAUAAGCCAGCUGAUCUCAUAACAUGGCUCCUUGAUUCUGCCAAAGCAACUGGAGAGGAGCCCACACCGCGCAACAUGGCGAAGCGUGUAGUUGUGUUCAGCUUCGCGUCGACAUAUUCAUCUGCUGUAGCAUUUGCACAGGCACUAUACGAGCUGUGCGACAGACCUGAAUACGUUCAACCGUUAAGAGAGGAAGCUCUUUCGGUGAUGCGACACAUAGGUCACGGCAAGUGGACGAAAGCAGCUGUGGGAGAAAUGUACAAAACGGAUAGUUUUCUUCGAGAAACUCAACGAUACAACGGGCUUGGGCUAGUCCUCCUUAGUAGACGGGUGCUCAAGCCAUUCACAUUUUCCGACGUGCAAGGGACCACCCUUCCUCCUGGUACACAUCUUUGCGUCAAUGCAUGGGGAAAUCAUCGGGAUGAUACCUAUUAUCACGAUCCACCCGCAAACGUAUUUGAUGGAUUUCGUUUCUCAAGGAUAACCACAUCUGUAUCAGAGAAUGGGGGAUCGGAACACAAAGACCAUCAGCAGCCUCUCAUGGCCACCCCUACUCUGGAAUACAACGCUUUUGGGCACGGGAGACCAGCUUGCCCGGGUCGCUUUUUCGCAGUCGCAGAACUCAAGCUGAUGCUUGGAUACAUACUUACAACAUAUAAUUUCAGGUUCUCCCCUGAGGCAGCAAGACAGAAACCCCAGAUGGCGUGGUUCGAAUCAAAGGUUAUUCCUGAUAAGAGUGUUCGUUUGUUGUUCCAGAGGCGCCCAAUAUCGUACGCUGUGCAGAAUGGAGGUGUAGAUGACCCCUGA
This is a messenger RNA of Psilocybe cubensis, 1710 nucleotides long. RefSeq lists its product as uncharacterized. The transcript has 10 exons. Gene Ontology annotation, molecular function: iron ion binding; heme binding; oxidoreductase activity, acting on paired donors, with incorporation or reduction of molecular oxygen. The record is from RefSeq and is a predicted model, not a curated record. Bases 1 to 1710 code for a protein of 569 amino acids. NCBI's taxonomy places the organism in Eukaryota, Fungi, Basidiomycota, Agaricomycetes, Agaricales, Agrocybaceae.